Messenger RNA from Pelagomonas calceolata, 891 nucleotides. The record is from the annotation of a GenBank genome assembly. Lineage: Eukaryota; Pelagophyceae; Pelagomonadales; Pelagomonadaceae.
GGUGCGUGAGGCGCACCAGGCUAAAAAGGGCCGCCAAAAUCGGCCUUAACGCUGCCGUUGGCCGGUGCCGCUGCGCGUAUUAACCGCCCGCACCGUCCCGCGGGGCUCCAUAACGAAAUCCCGGCAAUGGAUGAGGCUGCGCGCAUCGCGGCAGCCCCUGCUGAGGAGGAGGCUGAUGCGGCCUGCGACGCCGCCGUCGAGGCCGCUAUCGACGAAGAGCAGGCCGCCGACGACGCCGCCGACGCGGGGCAGCCUCGGGAGGCCCGUGCCACUGUCCUCGAUCGCGAAGAAGCCAUCCCGCUGUCGCGCGUCCAGUGCAACAACCUGGGUAUACGCUUCCAGCAGCACCACGACGCCACCAAAGCGCUUCGCGACGGCGGCAUUCGCGAGUCGUCCGGAGUCAGGUUGCAAGAUGGGCAGUACGGCACCGUCCUUGAAAUUGACGGUGCUGCUGCCGUCGUCGAGAUACGGAAGCAAGGGAAUAAGAGGCGUCGCUUCACGCUGCCCGUGGCCGAACUUACCCUUCGCGUCCCGAGACUGUCGCAAGCGAUGGCUAAGCAGUGGAGUAUCGACGAAUACGUUAUGGAGGGCCCCAAACGUGUCCGACGCGAGUACGACGACUGGCGCCGGCGGCACAAAUACGCCGGCUUCGUCUCGCACUACAGACGACGGGUUCUGGGUGCGUUGCCGCGGCACCCGACGACGUUCUCUGAGGCGGACUUCAUCGAAGCUGCUGCGCGCGUGGGCCUCCAACAUAGGACCGGGGCGCGGUGGCUUCUCCGCGACUUUGUCAAGGUCACGAAGACGGUCGCACGCCUCCCGAAGAAUAGGGGUCCGCCCGACGCGCCGCGAAAGUACCGCCUUCGCGAGUAGUAAGAAAUUGUAGGAGUG